AACUGCGCAUGCGCUCACUGGUCAAAAGAUUCGCGGGCACUCGGCGGCAGGUGAGAAACAGCAAAAAUAAUUUGUGUCCAGGAAGCUCAAACACAGCAACACGUCACAUUUCGCAUCUCUGUCCAGAUGUUUAAGGAGUGACCAGAUAUUCACAUUGUAACACCAAUCUAUCCGUCUUGAUCCUUGGAGAUGAAGAAGUAUCUCAUCCCAGCUGGAAACGUGCCUUGUCUCUGACAUGACAUUUUCUGUUUUAAUUCAGUGACCUCCUGGGGAAACAAGGAGCUGAGAACACUCCAGUGUUUAUUCACUGGAGAUCAGUUCUUCAACAGGAUUGAUUGUUCUGGGGACUCACUAUGUCUGACAUCUGAUUUGAUGAAUUGACAGAGGAGUGAUGCAGAACUGUGGAAGUGACUCAUUCAUCUCAUCCCAGCUGCGAACACACCAGUGAAUUCACACUGGGAGAUGCUGUUCACCUGCUCAGAAUGUGGGAAGGGAUUCACUCGGUCAUCCAACCUACGGAGACACCAGCAAGCUCACACUGGGAAGAGGCCGUUCACCUGCUCAGUCUGUGGGAAGGGAUUCACUCGGUCAUCUAACCUGCUGAAACACCAGUCAGUUCACACUGGUGAAUGCCCAUUCACCUGCUCACACUGUGGGAAGGGAUUCACUCGGUCAUCUGAACUACUGACACACCAGGCAGUUCAUAUUGGAGAGAGGCCAUUCACCUGCACAGACUGUGGGAAGGGGUUUACUCACUCAUCUAAACUCAAGGUACAUCUGCGAGUUCACACUGGGGAGAGGCCGUUCACUUGCUCAGACUGUGGGAAGGGGUUUACUCGGUCAUCUGACCUACUGGUACACGAGCGAGUUCACACUGGGGAAACACCGUUCAUCUGCUCUGAUUGUGGGAAGGGGUUCAUUCGGUCAUCUGACCUACUGACACACAAGUCAGUUCACACUGGGGAGAGGCCAUUCACCUGCUCAGACUGUGGGAAGGGAUUCACUCGGUCAUCUAACCUAGUGGCACACCAGUCAGUUCACACUGCGGAGAGGCCAUUUACCUGCUCAGACUGUGGGAAGAGAUUCACUCGGUCAUCUGAAAUGAAGGUCCAUCAGCGAAUUCACACUGGGGAGAGGCCAUUCACCUGCUCAGACUGCGGCAAGGGUUUUACUCGGUCAUCUAAUCUGAAGGUACAUCAGCGAGUUCACACUGAACAGAGGCCAUUCACCUGUUUUGUAUGUGGGAAGGGAUUCACUCAAUCAUCUGACCUACUGGUACACCAGCGAGUUCACACUGGGGAAAGGCCAUUCACUUGCUUGGAUUGUGGAAAGAAAUUCACUCGAUCAUCCAAUCUACAGACACACCAGCGAGUUCACGCUGGUGGAAAAGGAAAGAUGCAAUCUUUUCAAUAAUUUCAAGUUCUCUGGCCCCGACCAUCUUAUUUUCACCAUCGAUGUCUAGUCCCUAUACAACUCCAUACCCCAACAAGAAGGCCUCAAAGCUCCAUUUCUUUCUAGACACAAGUUACCCUCCACCACCACUUUCCUCCAUCUCGUGGAACUAGUCCUCACUGUCAAUAUUUACUCCUUGGCUCCCCCCACUUCCUUCAAACAAGAGGUGUGUCCAAGGGUACUCACAUGGGUCCCAGCUAUGCCUGCCUGUUUGUCAGCUAUGUGGAACUAUGUUCCAAGCCUAAAUUGAUGUCACCUUCCCACUUUUCCUAUGCUACAUUGAUGACUAUAUUUGUGCUAAUCCCUGUACAAAUGCCGAACUAGUCCAUUUCAUCAACUUUGCCUCCAACUUCCAUCCUACUCUUAAAUUUACCUGGUCCAUUUCUGACACAUCCUUCCCCUUUCUCAAUCUCUCUGUCUCUGUCUCUGUCUCUGUCUCUAGAGACAGCUUAUCCACUGAUGUCCAUUACAAAUCCACUGACUCACAGCUACCUGGACUAAACCUUUUCCCACUCUGUUACUUGUAAAAAUACAAUCCUCUUCUCUCAAUUCCUUCGUCUCUACCACAUCUGCUGUCAGAAUGAGGCUUUUCAUUCCAGAAUGAAGGAGAUGUCCUCCUUCUUCAAAGAAAGGGGCUUCCUUUCCUCCACCAUCAACACUGCCCUCAACUGCAUCUCUUCCAGUUCACGCACGUCUGCUGUCAACCCAUUCUCCCGCCAGCCACCAUGGAUAGGUUUAUAUAUGUAUACAUUAGAUCUGCCAAAGGGUCUUGGGCUGAAACCUCGACGGUACUCUUCCAUAGAUGCUGCCAGGCCUGCUGAGUUCCUCUAGAAAUUUGUGUGCGUUGAAAUAAGUUGCGAGAUUUGACUAAUCCACUGUUGAGAAACCUCACCACAUCGGCCGUGGAUGGUCUGGGCCCACAUCGCUCUCCUGUGAGACAUCUCCCCCAUGUGCCAUGGAUGUGGUGAGACGACCCGUCUCCCCAGUGAGAAACCCCCACGGACAGUGGAUGUGCUGGAUCCACCACCCUCCCCUGUGAGAAACCUCUCCCACUGAACCUGGAUGGACUGAAUCCACAACCAUCUCCUGUGAGAACACUCCCCCAUUGACCGUGCAUGGGUAGGAACCAUCACCUUCUCCACAUCGGCCGUCCAUGGGAAAAAUCGGAACACUCUGGGUGGGAUUCACUGGGAACUGGAAUCACAUCGGCCAUCCCUGGGAGAAAUGGGGACACUCUGGGAGGGAUUAAGUUGGAACUGGAAUCACAUCGGUGAGGCUGUGGUCCAGGCCAUUCUGUCCCACCGUCCCAUGCUGGUAGCUGGAGCUCUCCAGUCCUCCUGUUGAGCCACUCAGCUCCAUCGUUCAGCACUGGCUGUCUGAACCCACCCUACCACAUGUCCUGGGCCCAGACAAUCAUGGUGAAAUAAAAACAGAAAAUGAUGGAAAAAUCAGCAGGGAUGAGACCUGGGAGAGACUGGUGAUAGGAUCUUCAAUCUGGGAGAGACCGGGUGUGAGAACAUAAGUCCAGGAGCCACUGAGUGUGAGACCUUAAGAGAGACUGGGUGUGAGACCUUUAGUCCAGCAGUGACUGGGGAUGUGACUUUCAGACUGAGAGAGACCUGGUCUGAGACUUUCAGUCAGAGAGUGACUAGGAGUGAGAUCUUUAGACUGGCAGAGACUGGGAAUGAGACCUUCAGUCUGAGAGAGACCCAGGGAUGAGACCAUCCAUCUGUCAGAGACUGGAGGUGAGACCAUCAAUGUGCCAGUGGUUUGCUCUCACACUCAGUCUCUGCCAGACUGGUGAUAUCAUCCCCUGUCUCUGCCAGACUGAAUUCUCAUCCUCAGUCUCUGUCAGUCUGCUGCGAAUCACUCGGUCAUCUGAUCUGCUGACUCACCAGCGAGUUCACACUGGGCAGGCACCAUUCACCUGCUCCGACUGUGUAAGGGAUUUACUCUGUCAUCCAGCAUACAGUGACUCCAGUGAGUUUACACUGAACAGAAGCCGUUCACCUGUUCCCCUUGUGAGAAGGGAUUCACUCGAUCAUCUCACCAGUAUCGGUACAGCAGUCAGUUCACACUGGGGAGAGACUUUUCACCUGCUCAGACUGUGGGACAGGAUUCACUCAGUCACCCACCCUUGUGAGCCACUACCGAGCUCACACUGGCAAAUACAUUUAAAUAAGUUGCUGGGUUUGAUAAACAGCAGCAAUAUUUGCCGACGUUGGCACCAACAGUCAGUUUUGAACAUUCCUCUCUAUUCAGCAACUGUGCUGGAGAAAUAUCCAACAUAAGCUUAUUUAAAAUGUUUCCCCAGUGGAAAUUUGGUUGUGCACAACAAGGCUGGAUGACCGAGUGAAUCUCUUCCCACAUUCAGAUCUGGUGAACAGCCUCUCCCCAGUGUGAUCUGACUGGUGUGCCAGUAGGUGGGAUGCCUUCCAACAAAUAGAACAGGUGAAUGGCCUCUCUGUAGUGUCAACUCACUGAUGUUUCCUUUAACUGGAUAAGUGUCUGAAUCCCUUCUCUCAGUCUGAACAGGUGAACAGCUUCUCCCCAGUGUGAACUCACUGAUGUUUCUACAGACAAAAUUAAAGAACAAUGUCCACUCAGGAAUAUAUUGGGACAGUCAAACUCAAUGAUAAGCAAGGCAUAAAAAAAAACUCAUUGCAAGGGGUAAAAUAAGCUUUCUUAGCAAUAGGAUGAUAUCUAUUCUGAGACUUUAAUUGUGUCACCAGUGUUUAAGAAUACCUCGGUU
Mobula hypostoma (lesser devil ray) is the source of this 4204-nucleotide messenger RNA. Its product is annotated as zinc finger protein 239-like. Gene Ontology annotation, cellular component: nucleus. The transcript is spliced from 2 exons. The record is from RefSeq and is a predicted model, not a curated record. Gene Ontology annotation, molecular function: DNA-binding transcription factor activity, RNA polymerase II-specific; RNA polymerase II transcription regulatory region sequence-specific DNA binding. Bases 463 to 1413 code for a protein of 316 amino acids. Gene Ontology annotation, biological process: regulation of transcription by RNA polymerase II; urogenital system development; embryo development. Lineage: Eukaryota; Metazoa; Chordata; Chondrichthyes; Myliobatiformes; Myliobatidae.